AUGGGCAAAAGACAAGAGAACGCAGAAGCAAAGCUUCACGAUCAAACGAACCUCUUGGGAUUCCGAGACUUGAUGGUUCUCUACGCUAUCAUGUCUCUAUCCCUAAUGGUCUGUUCCAUCGAUCAGAGCAGUAUCGGAGUCCUGUUGCCAUCCAUGGGAAAGGAUCUCAAUGCCCAGGGAUCUAUAUCAUGGGCGGGGACAUCUGCUCUAAUUGCCAACACAGUCUUUCAGGUGCUUUAUGGUCGUUUGUCGGACCUCUUCGGCCGGAAAGCGAUGCUUUUGUCUGCUUUAUUCUUGCUCUCUUUAAGUGACUUGGCCUGCGCUCUUGCCGUCAACUCGACUAUGCUCUACGUCUUUCGCGGUCUGGCAGGAAUCGCAAACGGCGGUGCUGCUUCCUUGAUACUUAUGGUCGUUAGCGACGUGGUAUCACUGAAAGACAGAGGAAAGUAUCAAGGAGUUCUAGGAUCGAGCGUGGGAAUUGGGAACGCGAUCGGGCCUCUCCUUGCUUCCGGGUUCGCUGUUCACUCCACCUGGAGAGGCGUCUUCUACCUGGUUUCUCCACUGGCCAUGCUAUCCUGUGUAGCGAGUUAUUUCUGGCUUCCAUCCACCAUGCCCAAGAUGAAUGUCAAAGAGACUCUCGCGAAGAUUGAUCUACUCGGUCUGUUCUUCGGAAGUGCAGCGGUGAUUUUACUGCUCAUUCCAACUUCCAUGGGCGGACACGUUGGUUCUCCCUGA
Messenger RNA from Ramularia collo-cygni, 735 nucleotides. RefSeq lists its product as uncharacterized. Gene Ontology annotation, biological process: transmembrane transport. The transcript is spliced from 5 exons. Gene Ontology annotation, molecular function: transmembrane transporter activity. The record is from RefSeq and is a predicted model, not a curated record. NCBI's taxonomy places the organism in Eukaryota, Fungi, Ascomycota, Dothideomycetes, Mycosphaerellales, Mycosphaerellaceae. The coding region runs from base 1 to 735 and encodes 244 amino acids.